AGGAAAUGUCAUCUUCAGAUAGCUGCUCCGGUGGGAAAAUUUAUCCGAAGUGCUGCAAAGACCCGGUUGACUCCCAUACAGAGCCAGAAGCAAAAUGCUCCCUGCUGCCAGAUUCCAGCCAUGUUUCUAUGGCUUCCAACCACUCAGGUUCAAGAAUUAAGAGUGUUGCCCCAAAUAAGCAUUUUAUUCGUGACACAAACCAGCAGAUUCUAGUCCUGGAAGGCAGCGCCCUUGUGGCAGUUCCAGACAAGCACAACAAACAAGGAGAGACCUUUUAUGUGUCAAACUUACCCCAUAGUAAAGCUAAUGGCUCAAAGGCAAAUCACAUUGUUUUGGCUGUAUCUAAGGGAAAACUCUAUCUUUGCUGUAAUCGAGUCAAAAAGCCAAAGCAUCCCUCAUUAGAAUUAAAGAAAAUUAAAGAGCUCAGUUCAUUGAGCCAAGAGAAGCUCCUGCCCUUCACCUUCCUGAAGGAAAAGGCUGGCUCCUAUUACACACUGGAAUCAGCUGCUAACCCUGGCUACUUUGUCUGCACCUCCAGCACACCCAGGCAACCCGUGGGAGUGACGAUGGAGGUGGGGAAACAGAAAAACACCCAGUUUGAAUUUGUAAAUGCAGAUGUGCAUCUCAGGGAGGUGGAAGACUGAAAAUACAACGGAAGAGGGGCCAGACGAGCUAUGGCAGCGGCAUUUGGUCUCAGCCUGGC
This is a messenger RNA of Acomys russatus (golden spiny mouse), 703 nucleotides long. Its product is annotated as interleukin-37-like. Bases 6 to 644 code for a protein of 212 amino acids. Gene Ontology annotation, molecular function: cytokine activity; interleukin-1 receptor binding. The transcript is spliced from 5 exons. The record is from RefSeq and is a predicted model, not a curated record. NCBI's taxonomy places the organism in Eukaryota, Metazoa, Chordata, Mammalia, Rodentia, Muridae. Gene Ontology annotation, cellular component: nucleoplasm. Gene Ontology annotation, biological process: positive regulation of gene expression; cytokine-mediated signaling pathway; cellular response to lipopolysaccharide.